Messenger RNA from Cynocephalus volans (Philippine flying lemur), 2018 nucleotides. RefSeq names its product glypican 2 (gene GPC2). The record is from RefSeq and is a predicted model, not a curated record. Gene Ontology annotation, biological process: regulation of protein localization to membrane; smoothened signaling pathway; cell migration. The transcript is spliced from 10 exons. Gene Ontology annotation, cellular component: extracellular region; synapse; cell surface. The coding region runs from base 145 to 1890 and encodes 581 amino acids. Lineage: Eukaryota; Metazoa; Chordata; Mammalia; Dermoptera; Cynocephalidae.
UAGUGCUGGUGGUUCACUUUUCGGGCGCCGAGCUCUUUCUCUGGCCAGCGGAGCGGUGCCGCGGCCGAGAACCGGAUUGCGGAGUUCGAGCGGCUCUUCUUUCCUCCUUAGAAUCUACUUUGCCGUCCCAAGGCGGCUCCAGCUAUGUCCGCGCUGCGACCUCUCCUGCUUCUGCUGCUACCUCUGUGUCCCGGUCCUGGUCCUGGACCCCGGAGCGAAGCAAAGGUCACCCGGAGUUGUGCAGAAACCCGAGAGGUGCUGAGGUCACGGGGAUAUAGCUUAAACCAAAUCCCUCCCGCUCUGAUCUCAGGUGAGCACCUCCAGGUCUGUACCCAGGAGUACACCUGCUGUUCCAGUGAGACAGAGCAGAGGCUGACCAGGGAGGCCGAGGCCACCUUCCAAGGCCUGGUGGAGAACAGCGGCUCCUUUCUGGUUCACACACUGGCUGCUGGGCACAGAAAAUUUGAUGAAUUUUUUCGGGAGAUGCUCUUGGUAUCCCAGCACUCCCUGACCCAGCUCUUCUCACACUCCUAUGGCCGCCUGUAUGCCCAGCACAAACUCAUAUUCAAUGGCCUGUUCGCUCAGCUGCGGGACUACUACGGGGUGUCCGGUGAGGGGUUAGAGGACAUCUUGGCGGAUUUCUGGGCACAGCUCCUGGAGAGAGUGUUUCCCAUGCUGCACCCACAGUACAGCUUUUCCCCUGACUACCUGCUGUGCCUCACACGCCUCGCCUCCACUGCUGAUGGCUCUCUGCGGCCCUUCGGGGACUCACCCCACCGCCUCCGCGUGCAGAUAACUCGGGCCCUGGUGGGUGCCCGGGCCUUUGUCCAGGGCCUGGAGACUGGAAGAAUUAUGGUCAGCGAAGCACUUAAGGUGGAGGUGUCUCAAAGCUGUAGCCAGGCUCUGAUGCAUCUGAUUGGCUGCCCCUUUUGCCAGGGGGUCCCCUCUCUUCUGCCCUGCUGGGGUUUCUGCCUCAAUGUGGUUCGUGGCUGUCUGAGCAACAAGGGACUGGAGCCUGAGUGGAGCAGCUUUCUGGAUGGUAUUCUGCUCCUGGCUGAGAAACUCCAGGGCCCCUUUUCCUAUGAGCUGGCAGCUGAGUCCAUUGGGGUGAGGGUCUCAGAAGGUUUGAAGCACCUGCAGGAAAACAAUGCAAAGUUUUCAGCCCAGGUGUUUCAGGAAUGCGGCACCCCCCACCUCGUGCCGGCCCGCAACCGCCGAGCCCUGGCGCCCCCGGAAGAGGCGGGCCGGCUGUGGACCCUGGUGGCCGAGGAGCAGCGGCCCACGACAGCAGCGGGCACCAACCUGCACCGGCUAGUGCGGGAGCUCCGCGAGCGGGUGGGCCGGAUGCGGAACUUCUGGGCCCGGCUGUCCCAGACGGUGUGCGGCGACUCCCGCAUGGCGGCGGACAUCUCGCAGAAGGCGGCGCCCUGCUGGACCGGAGCGGAGCGGGGCCGGUACUUGGCACCCGCGCUCGGGGGCACCUUGACCGAGAGGCUCCAGAACCCCGAUCUGGAGACGGAAGACUCGGGAGCCGACUUCGAGACACGGCGGCGACUGCUGCAUCUCCGGGCGGCCACGGCCAGGAUGAGGGAGGCGGCGUUCGGAAGCGACCCGGAGAAUCAGGAAGCGGAAGAGGACGCCAGCGGCUCUGGAGGGGGACAGCAUUAUGCAGAUGACUGGAUGGCUGGGGCAGCAGCUGUGCCACCCCCAGCCCAGCCUCCUUGGCUUCCUCGCCCACCUCGAAGGGACAGUUCCGGGGUCAGAGCAGGAGGUGGCGGUGCCCGCUACAACCAGGGCAGGAGCAGGAGUCGGGGGGCGUCUAUUGGUUUUCACACCCAACCCAUCCUUAUUCUCCCGCUCUCAGCGCUGGCUCUGCUUGGACCUCGAUAACAAGGGAGGGGUGCCCUAGCAUCAAAAGGGUUCAUUGCCCCUUCCUCUCCUCCCCCCUCAGCUGGGUCCAGGGAGGAGUCGAAGGGGGCUGCAGAGAGGUUGGAGAGGUGAAUGGCUGAGGCCCCAAA